Messenger RNA from Auxenochlorella protothecoides, 255 nucleotides. Its product is annotated as Inositol-3-phosphate synthase isozyme 1. The transcript has 2 exons. Lineage: Eukaryota; Viridiplantae; Chlorophyta; Trebouxiophyceae; Chlorellales; Chlorellaceae. The record is from RefSeq and is a predicted model, not a curated record. Gene Ontology annotation, biological process: phospholipid biosynthetic process; inositol biosynthetic process. The coding region runs from base 1 to 255 and encodes 84 amino acids. Gene Ontology annotation, molecular function: inositol-3-phosphate synthase activity. Gene Ontology annotation, cellular component: cytoplasm.
AUGGUGCUCGUCAAGGACUUCAAGGUGGUCAGCCCCAACGUGGAGUACAGCGAGGACGCCAUUACCUCCAAUUACGACUACCAGACCACCGAGGUGAAGAUGACCGCGGAUGGCGCUUGGGAGCUGCAUCCCAAGACUGUGGCCUACAAGUUCAAAACCGACCGCCGCGUGCCGAAGCUGGGAGUCAUGCUCGUGGGUCUGGGUGGCAACAACGGCACCACCGUCACCGCGGGUAUCCUCGCCAACAAGCAGUGA